Messenger RNA from Trifolium pratense (red clover), 1106 nucleotides. RefSeq lists its product as uncharacterized. The coding region runs from base 109 to 789 and encodes 226 amino acids. The record is from RefSeq and is a predicted model, not a curated record. Lineage: Eukaryota; Viridiplantae; Streptophyta; Magnoliopsida; Fabales; Fabaceae. The transcript has 9 exons.
AUCACACUCCAAAACGACGCAAAAUGAACAAUAAUACGACACAGAACUCAACUUCGGAACCGAAGCUUCUGAGUUCAUAGUUCAAUUGGUAGCUUCUAUUAGUCAGCUAUGGCUACAACCACCGUCAAACCGCUUCUUUCGCCACCGUCGCUACUACUACUACUUCUAUUUUCGUCACUACUUUCGAUCUCUAUCGCUUACAAACCCGGUGACAUAGUCCCUAUGAGCCGCAUGGGUCAAUACCACUCCUCGAGAACCGUGUGGCAGGAUCUCAUUGGUCGCCAUUGUCCCAUCUUCGCAGUGAAUCGUGAGGUUUUGAUACCUAUACCUAAGCCAACUGGUUACACUGGAGCUGAUCCGUAUAAAUUAUCAUUUCAAGUUGGAAGGGAGAAGUUUUAUAUCCCAUGGCUUCUAGUGGUAAAUCGGAAAAGUACAGAGGUUCCAAUGAUUGAUAUAGAACUGAAAUAUUCAGGAAGUGAUUUGCUUGGUGUUACUGCAAAAGUUGUUGAUAUGCCACAUCACUAUGUUGAAGUUCAUCCUGAGAUCCGUAAACACUUUUGGGAUGCUCAGCAUUGGCCAAAACAUAUACUUGCCCGAUACACAUGGAAGGAACAUUCCGAGAUAGAUGUAACUUCAGGAUUUUUUGUUCUGUUUGGUUCAGGGCUCUUGCUGUCUUUCAUCCUCUCAAUCUAUACAUUGCAAUCUUCGCGUGACAAAUUGGAAAGAUUCGUAAGGGAAACGGUUGUAGAAAGCAGCAUCCCUGUUGGAGAGAUAGCAAAAGUUGAAUGAUGCUUACCUAAUGUCAUUAACAAGGUCAGUUGGAAGUGGGAAGUUGUUCUUGCAUUAUGCAUACACAACUAAGAACCAGUCGUUUCUUUUCUUGAUGGAGGUGGGUGCGAAAUGGAGUGGGUUGAUUUUAUCAAGGACAAGGGAUGUGUUGUAAGUAACAGAAAAUGUUGAUAUUCAAUAUAUUACAAUUCAUAUGGAAGGCUGGAUUUGUAACAUUGUAUUAGGUUAAAAUGCUUGAAAGGCUAUACAAAAACAAAUCAAAACAUAGCAUAUUAAGUUUAAACUCUUUUAUCAUUGAACUUAAUUUCAUUAUUGAA